This is a messenger RNA of Schistocerca nitens (vagrant locust), 1172 nucleotides long. RefSeq names its product nuclease SbcCD subunit C-like. The coding region runs from base 78 to 806 and encodes 242 amino acids. Lineage: Eukaryota; Metazoa; Arthropoda; Insecta; Orthoptera; Acrididae. The record is from RefSeq and is a predicted model, not a curated record. The transcript has 5 exons.
UCUCGCCCUCUACCAUCGCCAGUUCCCGCUUUCCUUUCACACAGGUAGCUGUAGCUGAUCCCAGGGUUAUUAUCAUCAUGAAGAUGCAGUCCGUCUUUACUUUCGUCCUUGUGGGGCUGUGGUGCUCAGCUAUAGCAGCCGAGGACGCGGGACAGCUGGCCAACGUGGAGGCGGAUCCUGCGGUGGCUUAUUCCGAGGCGGAGGCGGCGGAGUCGAGCUACGGGCACGGCCACGGCCACGGGCACAGCGUGGGCGCGGGGCUGGUGAGCAUCGCGCAGGGCGCAGUGGACGCCGCCCACGCCGCAGUCGCCGGCCAGCCGGCCGCGGGCGGCCAGGCCGCCUUCCAGGCCAAGAACGCGCUCGCGCAGAACGCCGCCGCCGCGGCAGCCACGGCGCAGGCCGCGCUCGCCGGCAAGCAGCUGAUCGUGGCUAACCUGGAGCAGGCACAGCGGGACGCUCUGGUGCAGGUGGAGUCUGAGCUGCUGCAGCUGGCGCAGGCGCAGCGAGCUGCUACGACGGCGGCCGAGUCCGUGGAGGCGACGCAGAACCAGGUGCGCGCAGUAACGGCGGCGGUGAACGCUGCGCAGGUGGCGGCCGACCAGGCGGCGCGCGCCGCGCAGGAGGCGCAGGCCGAGCUGGCGUCGCAGAGCGGCAUGGUGGCGGCCGCGCGCACGCGCUUCGGCCAGGCGCAGGCGCAGCUGGAGGACGCGCGUGCAGACCUGGCCGCCACGCAGCACGCCGCGCAGCAGGCCGCUGCAGCUGCACAGGCCGCGCAGGCCAAUGCGCACAAGCACGGCCACCACUGACCUCGCCAUUUCUUUGCUGAGUUUGAUACUCCAGUUCCAUUCUCAGCAGUGUAGCAAGUAACAUCUAUGCUCUCCUCCUCUCCAUCGGUAUGGAUAAUGCGGGGCUUUGCUCAUAGUUUAUCUGAUUACUAAUAAUUUGUACUAUUAUAUUGUAACAAUGUUCCCUCAGGCUCUUUUCUUGUGUGUUAACAAAUAUCUACCAACUAUACUGAAGAAGGAUAACACACUUAAUGAGAGGAAAAGAAGAGAGGUAUUGAAAGGAGUCUUUCCUGUACUUGUUACUUCAUUAAUAGACAGGAACUAGCUGCUGUGAAAUUUCAGAGAGCUGUUUCUAUGAGUCUAUUAAGACUGCAAUGUCAAAAGAAU